CGGAGGUAGACGUGGAGGAAGGACUACGCUCGCCGCCAGCGCCGUCGGGUGCCGGCACGUGUCUGCGAUCCCGCCGUCUUCGAGGAACUCUGGCGUUUCCGCAGAGGCCCAGUCCUUUCGAAAUCGCGCGAUUGAUUAGCUGAUUGAUUGAUCGGGUCGGUUGGUUCGUCGCCUCGUGGCGCGAGUGGAGUCGAGGAAGAAGAAGUCACACCGGCGAACUGACGUUCUGUUUUUCGAGCUUGUCGUCUGCUCACACCCGUAUUCGCCAGCAGACGACAUCGCCGUCACGAGUUUUCCCGAGAAAGCUCGCGCAGCGGCCGCAACGUUUUGUGGACUUGGUGCGCGUUAGUUUGAGGGGGAUUUUGCUCGGCAGUGCGCGUGGUUGGUGUUGUCGCGCGGAUCGUGACACUUGUGCGACGCGGUGUGGUGCGUCGAACAGGUGCGCCUCCUGUGAGCGCGGUUUCAUGCCUCGCGCUGUUGUUCGACUGUCAGCGUCUCCCUUGACACUCCUCUGAAAGCAACGAGGGAUGGCCUCUUCGACAAGAAUGCUCGCACCAUGGCCGGAGGUUAUUCUGCUUCUCAUCUUCUGCUUCCACGAAGGCUCGGCAGUGUGCUACUUCCCCGUCGAACUCCACGGCACAUUCCUGAUGCAGACGCAGGCGACGCAGGCGUACGGCGGUUCGGUGGUCUCCUACUCAGAGAUCACCGUCGAAGUGGACGCCAUACCGCCGUGGGGGCGCUGCCAUCGGCGACGGGGACACCACGUCAUCCUCAAGGACAGCACGGGCGCUGAGGACUGCAUGCGUUGCUUCCACCUGACGCUCAAGACGCCGAACGUGAUUCAGAUUCACGCUGAAGGUCUCGCCCGGUGCUACACAAACGAGGAGGCAGCCAGGGCGACAUGUCCCGACGACAGGGCAGUGUCGGAGCGGCGGUUUACAGAGAUCAUACUAUACAGGAAGCACCAAGAGGAGCAGCUGAAGGCCAACGGACUGCUGGGCGAGCCGCCGUCGCCCUCGCUGCAGGGUUCUUCCCUGCACCAGAUGUUCUGUCCCAUCAACGGCCGCUACCGCUUCCAGUACAGCGCGAACGGCGAAGAGUUCCGGUGCGCCGAGCCCUUCUCCUCCGAACUGAGCAACUGUCCCCGAGGAGAUGGACUCACCGUGCGAUUUCGGCAGUGCUCGUUCCCCGACUUUGACGUGAGCUUCUUGUGCUUGGGCGACUGGGAGAGUGGCCGCGGCGGAGACCGCUACCUGGCCCUCAUGGACCUCAGGAAGGACCCGGAGUCCAGGCCGCGAUACCGGUGCGGGCUGUACCGCGAGGAACCGGGAACAGGCCGCGUCUACGUGGCCCUCUCUUCCGAUUCGACCUGCGCCACGCAGCUGACGUCAGCCACGAGCGGCUACGAGUCGCUCGUUCUCACACCAGUGCCCGAGCGUAGCCUCCCGGGCGAGGUGGAGUCGGCCACGUGCCGCUUUCCCGAGUGGAGCCAGGGCCAGUGGGAGCGGGUGCGCGUCGAGGCUGGGACGCUGGUGUUUCGAGACACCGAACGAUUCGUCACGCUCACGGCGCGCUGCGUCACACGGCAGAACAGCACGCCCAACGACCGGCUGCUCGUCUACGGCGUCACACAGUGCGGCGAGGAGCUCUACUACUGCCUGUGGAUGCGGCGCAGAUCGCUGAACGUCAUGGAGUUCCAACUGGGUUUGAAUCCCAGUGCCCACCCUUCCGACGCGCUGUGCAGUGACGACCAAUUCGCGACCACAACCUGGGUGACGCAAGGAAGGAGCCAGUCGUCGCUGGCCUCGUGCCCCAUCACGGGCGACUACACGGGAGUCAUCCCGGGCACCACGGGCCUGUGCGCCCGGGUGGCCUCGGACUGCAACAACCCGGACAUCAUGUUCUACUCGGUCAGCAGCUGCGACAACAAGACGCACGUCUACGAAGAACGUGAGUACCGUUGCCUUGGCAGCUGGGAGGAAGACGGUGUCACCUACACGUACACUCAGCGUAGGGACAUUCCAGGAUACCAGUGCUUCUCUGGGAAGAUCAUACGAAGUGGAGAUGAGGCCUACAUCAAGGAGGCUGGCGAGAGCUGCUUGAGGGGUGAAGAUCCUCUCCUUUACGGGAUGAAGAUAGCCAAGCAAGCCUCGUGCAACACUGUGCUUCCACCUCGCCCACCUCCUGUCCGGGCGCCCUCAAUACCCCCGCGGAAGAUCGGGGGUCGCCCGUUGGUACCUCCGCUGCACCCCAACACCCACGACCCGUACUGGUACCGGGCCGAGACCCAACAUCCCAGCACAAAGACCUGGAAGGCUGUCACUGGCCGUCCACGCUUGAACGAAAUCCCAGGAAGCAGCGUCGGCAUUUCCGGAGGAAGUCGCAUUGCUGACAGCGGUAUCGUGGACGGCAAUUCUCGUGUUCCUGGCCGUCUCAGCCGGGGCCCGGUGAAUCUCAAAUCUUCUGGUCCACUGUUUGCACAGUCAGCCCGGUGUACUCCACCGCACAAGCUUCGAGAGAUGGCGUACUAGUUCCAACCUGUGAUAACGACCAAACCUAUCGUCUCGCCACGACGCUUCGAGAAACUUUUUUGCUGCGGUGCAAGUGGAAGCAUGGGCCAACUUACUAGAAACCUAAAGGCAUUGUCAAACUCGUCUGUGUAGCGAGAGUGGUGGUUUCAUCUGUGCAUGGCCUGCGGGUGAAAGGAUGUGCAAGAGUUCCUCAUCAAAGCGAUGGAGAAUGUGUGGGGUGAAUGUAACUACCUUGACGGAGCUCAACCCUGCCUCGCUUGUUGCAACAGCAGCAAGAAAAUGGACAGUUCUUGUCGACGCGGUGCUCGCGAGUCGCCUGAGAAUCAAAGUACAUAGGACGUUGCGGAGUGGAGUCACUUCCGUGUGCCGAUGCUACUUCGCAGUGCGUGUGAUGUCUGCAGUUUCACGAACUCGCAGCUUCAGGCAAGCCCACGGUGAAACAGCUUCACAGUGCAUAGCAUUUGUGGAGGCAAUGCUGAGAAAUUUGCUGCAACGAACAUUAGCCUGAAUCCAAGGCGGUGUUUUUUCUCUUCCACAUCAAAAAAGACGCUUCCUGCUUCACCAAGACAGGAGAGUAAGCAACAAAAAACAAAUGCGGACUUCCGAGAGCUUGGAAUACACCUAAAUACUUUGAGCGAGCUGGACUCGCUUUCGAAGUCUUUUUUUUCCUGUUUGUUCCAACUGUCACUGUUAGUUCUACAGCACCAUAGGAAGCAGUGGCUUGCAGAAUGAUGUGUUUGAAAGUGCCUUCGACAGUGUAGUCAUGUUGACAGUGUGAAUGUGUAACCUGCGAGCUCACGCAGUUUUUCCGAGACCUAAAUCUCAAGCACAUGUGAUGCAUUCCUUUACUAGCCAAAAAGAGAAGUGGCCUUUGUUCUCGAGUGUACUGUAAGAUGUGACCUCCCCUUGUACAUGAGGAAAAAAAAAAACUAAAAAAAAAGUGGUGCUUCAAAUUCCUUGCUACCAUUGAAGAGGAUAGUCUUCAUGAGAUUUGUUAACGAAAUGUGCAAUGUGGCUCUACUCGACUAACAACAAUUUGUCCCAAAGGGAAGCAACAAAAAUUAUAGUACUUGCACAUACUUGUGCUUCUUGACGCUAAAUGGUUACACCUGGGAAGUAAAAACAGCGCAAAAAUAUAGACAAGGACAGAAGGAAGAGACCACACCGCACUGAACUGCGCUGUUUUUACUUCCCAAGUAUGAACUACCAACUAGCCCAACUUUUGCUAUUAUUGUAAAUGGCCACACUUGCCCAUGUUCGGCCGUUUGUGUCCCAUGUUUCAUCUUAUAGCUAUGUUUCAUUGUAUUGCCAUGCGGAAAAGCCACCUUCAAGGUAUUCUUAUUUUGUGAUUAGUGAAAUAAAAGAGUGCCAGUGAGUUUAAA
Messenger RNA from Rhipicephalus microplus (southern cattle tick), 3913 nucleotides. RefSeq lists its product as uncharacterized. Lineage: Eukaryota; Metazoa; Arthropoda; Arachnida; Ixodida; Ixodidae. The record is from RefSeq and is a predicted model, not a curated record.